AUGGCAGAACACCUCCAAGCCUCUGUAGCCUCCCUCCAGUCCUCCCUCGGACUGGUCGACUCCUCCAUCUCCACCCUCGAAUCCGGCAUCAGCGACUUCCCCCGACUAUGCAAGGUCUUGCAAACAACCCGACACUUCGAACUUCUCCCUGAACCCACCCUCCGCGAAGCCCAACAAGCCCUCCUCGACGAGAUCACCCCCAGCAUCGCGCACCUCCUCUCCCUCGCCUCCAACCACGUCGAGAAACUCUCCCGUCGCGAACAGGGCCUGCGAGCCAAAUGCGAGCUCCAAGAAGGCCGCCUCCAUUCGUCCAACCAGACCCGCCAGCCCAAAGUACGGAGUACGUAUGGCGACCGAUCCGGCGGAUCGGGCAAUGCGGCGAAGGCGGCGGAGAUGCGGAGAUUGGUUCAGAAGAAAGAACGGCUUCAGUAUGCGGUGGAGCGGUUAGAACUGCAGAGUAAACAGCGGGAGCGCCAGUUGCGGAAGAGUAUGGCUUUUCAGUGA
Aspergillus heteromorphus CBS 117.55 is the source of this 504-nucleotide messenger RNA. RefSeq names its product DASH complex subunit SPC19. Bases 1 to 504 code for a protein of 167 amino acids. NCBI's taxonomy places the organism in Eukaryota, Fungi, Ascomycota, Eurotiomycetes, Eurotiales, Aspergillaceae. Gene Ontology annotation, biological process: attachment of spindle microtubules to kinetochore. Gene Ontology annotation, cellular component: DASH complex; spindle microtubule. The record is from RefSeq and is a predicted model, not a curated record. The transcript has 2 exons.